Molecule: messenger RNA, 444 nt
Organism: Aspergillus nomiae NRRL 13137
Lineage: Eukaryota; Fungi; Ascomycota; Eurotiomycetes; Eurotiales; Aspergillaceae
Product: CDP-diacylglycerol--inositol 3-phosphatidyltransferase
Exons: 3
Coding region: 1-444 (147 amino acids)
Source: RefSeq, a predicted model, not a curated record
AUGUAUGCGACCUUGGCAAUGGGCGGAAACCGCCAGAGCCACAAGCAGAUCGAUGACAGUCGGCCGUGGGUCAUGCGGAUCUACUAUUCUAACACGAAAGUCCUUUUCACAGUGUGUGCGCUGAAUGAGCUCUUCUUUAUUGCGUUAUAUUUACUCUCAUUCUCGUCAUCGCCAUCGUCGGUGAACAACCCGAACUUCACGACAUCACAAUCCGAUCCUUUAACGCCCUGGAGCUCCUCUUGGAGUGCUGGGGCAAUGGAGGUGGCUCGUGCAAAUAAAAUAGACGAUUCUGUUCCAUGGUGUCUCCUUCACGUUUCGACACCAUUUAUGCUCUUCAAGCAAUAUGUGAACAUGAUUCAGUUAACAGAGGCCAGCAAAUGGCUUGUUGAAGGUGAUCUUGAAACAAGAAGGAAUGAACGGCUUGCGCAGAAAAGAGACCAGUGA